UUUAAUUUGUAUAAAAAAGCAUACAGUUUCGUAAUGUGCAGGUGUUGAUAAAAUUGCCUCGUUUGAUGACUUUGUGGCACUAUCAGACAAAUGUGACGAACUGACGGCACGUGUUAUCAGUCGUGAUAUAUCAGAAGGUGUCGUAGCGCCAGCGUUUGAUGAGACAGCAAUGCACAUUCUUGCUAAAAAACGCAACGGGAAUUUUACUGUUCUUAAGAUUGAUCCUGAAAUGUUGCCAUCAAAGUCAGAAGAGCGAACAAUAUUUGGCUUGCGACUGCGACAUAAAGAAACCGAAGCAAGCAUUGAUGAAGGCGCAUUUGACAACAUUGUUUCCGCGUCAAAGCACACGUUGCAGUUGCCAAAAGAGGUGAGAAACGAUUUGGCUGUAGCGUUUGCAGCCGUUAAAUUCAUGCAAGCGAACAGUGUCUGUUUAGCUUACCGUGGACAGGUAAUCUAUAAAUUCUGAAA
Molecule: messenger RNA, 468 nt
Organism: Gongylonema pulchrum
Lineage: Eukaryota; Metazoa; Nematoda; Chromadorea; Rhabditida; Gongylonematidae
Source: the annotation of a GenBank genome assembly